AUGCGUUACUCCCUUGUUGCUGCCGCCAUUGUCGGCUCAACAAUGGCAGCCCCGAAAUACUACGAGGCACUCCCAUCCGGCUACAGCAGCAUUCCCUCUUACCCUGCCUCGCCGCCACCGCCCUAUCCCACAUCUACUCCAUGUGAUGAAGAGGCAACGCCCACGCCCACGCCCAGCACCCCAGCUGGCGCAGUCUCGACUCCUGGCUCGAGUGCCCCAGUCUACCCGGCCUCAAGCUUCCCAGUCUACCCGGCCUCAAGCUUCCCAGUCUACCCGGCCUCGAGCCUCCCUCCCUCUGCGGAGUCGAGUGCCCCAGUUUACCCAGCCUCAAGCUUCCCAGUCUAUCCAGCUUCGAGCCUCCCUCCCUCUGCGGAGUCGAGCUACCCAGCCUACCCUGCCUCGAGCUACCCGGCCUAUCCAGCUUCGAGCCUUCCUCCCUCUGCGGAGUCAAGUUACCCAGCCUACCCGGCCUCGAGCUACCCGGCCUACCCAGCUUCGAGCUACCCAGCUCAGAACAGCUCGAGCACUCCAGCUGCCGCUAUCUCAACUCCCGCCUCAAGCAUCCCAGUGCUACCCAGCUUACCCAGCCUCGAGCCAGCCCGUAUCUCCUGCCUCGAGUGCCCCAGUCUACCCGGCCUCUAG
This is a messenger RNA of Bipolaris zeicola 26-R-13, 642 nucleotides long. RefSeq lists its product as uncharacterized. The transcript has 2 exons. The record is from RefSeq and is a predicted model, not a curated record. Lineage: Eukaryota; Fungi; Ascomycota; Dothideomycetes; Pleosporales; Pleosporaceae. The coding region runs from base 1 to 642 and encodes 213 amino acids.